Messenger RNA from Trichomonas vaginalis G3, 1083 nucleotides. Its product is annotated as protein ubiquitination. The coding region runs from base 1 to 1083 and encodes 360 amino acids. Lineage: Eukaryota; Parabasalia; Trichomonadida; Trichomonadidae. Gene Ontology annotation, molecular function: protein binding. The transcript has a single exon. The record is from RefSeq and is a predicted model, not a curated record.
AUGAUCAAAACAGAAUUGAUUGAUUCAAAGAAAUGUCUACCUACAUAUGUUAUAAGAGACAUUUUACAUAUCAUUCCGUAUAAUAAUCGCUAUACAAAGUCAUAUUUAUCUCUUGCCAAACUCAUAUCUGAUGAAUACCAUGUCAAAGAGGUCAACACUGUCAUACAUAUCUCAAAUUUCCUAUUUUAUAAAGAAUAUGGAAUUAAAUUAGACAAAUAUGAUAACUUCGAAAAAGAUAAUUUUAAAAAUCUCGAUAUUCAUACAGAGAAUACAAUAUACAGAGCAAUUAUGAAUAAUGACUUAGAAAUAUUCAUUUCGUUCACUGAAAGAGAAGGAUUUGAUAAAUAUCAAAUUCUUCAAAGCAAUUUAUAUCCAUAUACUAAAGAAGGAUAUUCAUUACUUGAAUUAUGCUGUUACCAUGGAGCAGUUGAUUGUUUCAAGUUUUUAAGAACAAAAUUCAACUCAAGAAUAACUGAAAUAUGUCUUCAAUUUUCAUUUUUAGGAGGAAAUCCAGAGAUCAUGAAUGAAUGUUUGAAAAAUAAAAAACCAGACAAAAAAUGCAUGGAAUAUGCAAUAAUUUCACACAACAUUGAUUUUGUUACAUUCUUGAAGAAUGAGUACAAUAUGGGGAUCGAUAUAGAAUAUUGUGGAAUUUUCAAUAAUCUUGAAUCCUUUUUAGUUCAUUUCGAUCAAACAAAUGAUAUAAGAAGAUGUUUCGUUUAUUCAGCGAUAUUUAAUAUUCCAUCCCUUUUCGAAUACUUCCUUUCACAAGGUGUAAAUAUCAAUGAAAAAAAUGAAGAUGGAAAAACUGCACUUCAUAUUGCAGCAUUUUAUAAUAAUAUAGAAGCUGUUGAAGCUCUCAUUUCAUAUGGUGCGAAUGUCAAUGAAAAAGAUAACUAUGGAAAAACCGCACUUCAUUCUGCAGCAUAUUAUAAUUGUAAAGAAACCGCCGAAGUUCUCAUUUCACAUGGUGCGAAUAUCAAUGAAAAAGAUGAAGAUGGAGAAACCGCACUUCAGACUGCUGCACGUAAAAACAAUAUAGAAAUUGUUGAAGUUCUCAUUUCACAUAAAGCAAUUUUUUAG